AGAUUUUUUUUGUGUUUAUUUUCCUGAAUUUUUGAAGAUCGCAGCUUCAAUUUUUGUACUGUAGCUCAAUCUUCAAAUCUCGAUAUUGAUUUUUUUUUUUUUAAUUACAAGUCAAUUGUUUUGCUAUUGGGUCUGAAAAUUGCUUUGAUUUUUCUUUGAAUUUUUGACCUUGGAAUCCAAUGAAACCAUUCUAAAAUCCCAACUGAGAGAGCUACUUAAGCUCAUUUUGAAUUAUUUUUUAUGUUAUUUGAAUUAGUGUUUGUGGGUAUUUGACUGCCUACUGGAUAUGUUCAUAAGAAGUUCAGUCAGCAAUAUAAAGCUACAAUUGGGGCUGAUUUUGUCACCAAAGAACUACAAUUUGAUGACAGGCUUGUCACUCUAAAAUAUGGGACACAGUUGGGCAGGAGAGGCUUCGGAGUCUCGGCGUUGCCUUUUAUAGAGGGGUAGAUCGUUGUAUUCUUGUAUACGAUGUUAAUGUCAUGAAAUCAUUUGAUACUCUUAACAAUUGGCAUGAAGAAUUUCUCAAACAGUUGGUAGCCUCAAAUGGACUGAGGGAUGCUGGUGCAGUUGCAAGUGCUCGAGCUGCAGAAAUUUAUGGGCUAGAUAUACUUGCUGAGAGAAUCCAGGAUGACUCUGAUAACAUUACUCGCUAUUUGGUACUUGCAAGGGAUCCUAUCAUUCCGAGUACUAAUAAGCCCUUUAAGAUGAGCAUUGUCUUUACUUUGGAAGAAGGUCCUGGAGUGUUGUUUAAAGCCUUGGCAACAUUUGCAUUGAGGGACAUUAAUUUGACAAAGGAAAUUGCUCGGUUAUCCUUUGGUGGAAAAGCCUUAGUAUUGAACUCAUUUCUUUUUUGAUGCAAUUUCAUAUUGAAAGUUGGCCACAGAGAAAGCGCCCAUUAAGGGAAGUUAAUAACCCAAUGGAAGUGCUAAGUGAAUACUUAUUUCACAUUUGAUUUGAAUAGGCUGGAAAACACAUUGAACCUGUAUCACUUGCCUUAGAAUAAGUACAUAUCAUCUGAUCCAUACAAGAUGAUGGGAACAUUCCCAUAAGUUUGUUGGAUGCGUUUGAUUUCUUUUGGUUGAAAGCUACAUUGCAUGGAUAUUGACAUGGGAAGUAGAGUAUACACUAUAAACACUCAGAAUUGCUGGCA
Messenger RNA from Camellia sinensis, 1150 nucleotides. The record is from RefSeq and is a predicted model, not a curated record. Lineage: Eukaryota; Viridiplantae; Streptophyta; Magnoliopsida; Ericales; Theaceae.